Messenger RNA from Branchiostoma belcheri (Belcher's lancelet), 3105 nucleotides. Its product is annotated as HMG box-containing protein 4-like. The record is from RefSeq and is a predicted model, not a curated record. NCBI's taxonomy places the organism in Eukaryota, Metazoa, Chordata, Leptocardii, Amphioxiformes, Branchiostomatidae. The transcript is spliced from 6 exons. Bases 96 to 1856 code for a protein of 586 amino acids.
GUCAGAAGUAGCAGCUCGAUUUGUUUCUAAAAAAAUCCGAACCAUUUCUGUCUCUUUCUUUCAAUGUAUAACGUCUAGAGAGCCUGGAGAAAAGCAUGAGCGCCCGCGGACAGAAGCGUAAGCCUUCCCGCUACCAGGACUACGAGCUGGAAGGGGACUACACCCCGAGUUCGAAGCGGGCCCACCGGUCGUCGGAUGAUGGGGAGGGGGGCGGUCCGCUGCUGGUGGCCUCGGAUGAAGCCUGGGCCGACAGUGGAAGGUCUCCCCGCGUGCGUAAGAAGUCUGCCAAGCUCCGAGACUCGGACAGGGAGGCUCUACUCCAGCCACAAGUCGUAAGUCCACAAAAGUCCUCAUCAUCCAAGUCCAAGAAACAGGAAGUACACAGCCUUGGAGCUCCUCAGCCUCACUUCAGCCCAGAUCCACCCCCGUACCUCAGCAACAUCCCCGCACCCGUGUCCUCCCACAAGAAAGACAAGGGGAAGCACAAGAAGAGCAAGCUGGAGCCGCUGUACAUCGACACUUCGGAGAUGUCCGACCCCGCGCCAAAGAAACACAGCAAGGGCUCACACCACCACCACAAGCACGACAAGGAGAAGAAGUCAAAGAAAUCUCACAGCUCGAAGGAGGAGGAUCAGCUUCACUCCCCUGACGAGUCAGACGUGCAUGUGGAGGAGAUGGAAGGAAUCAAACUCAAGCUCAUCCUGUCUCCCAAGGAGCGAGGGGUGGGGAGCAGCGAGGAGAAGGAGACAAAGAGCAAGAAGUCUUCAGGAAGUCACAAGAAGGAUAAGGAAGAAUCGAGCCACAAGAAGGACAAGAAAAGCAAGUCUAAGGAACACAGUGCUUCCAGUGAAGACGGGAAGUCCAAGAAGAAGGACAAGAAGAAGAAGAAGGAAAAGCACAAGUCGGCAGAAGAGUUGUCGUUUGACUCUUCCAUGGACGAAUCUUAUGUUGGUGUCGGGGGUUCACCUCCAUUCUCACUGCCACAGUUUAGUAACUACGGGAUGGGGAUGGGAGAUGCAGAGGAGACAGGAGCCAAGGACAAGAUGAAGAUUACUCUCAAACUGGGAGGUUCUGGUCCUAAAAAGGAGGAGCCUGUGUACUCCGGAGGUGUGCCAGAGUUGGAGGAACAUCAGGAGCCACAGCCAUUUGAGUUUCCUCCUUACGCUGUGGACGACACUGAAGUCUCCAGCCAGUCAGACAGCGCCUUGGCAAGUCCUGGAGAGAGCAGACAGAAACAGAAGAAGGAGAAGAAAGAAAAGAAGGAGAAGAAAAAGAAAGAGAAGACUCCAAAAGAGGAGAAGAAGCCAAGGAAGAAGGUGAUGACAGCCUACAUGCUGUGGAGUAAGCACCAGAGACAGAAGGUGGUGGAGGCCAACCCUGGGAUAGACUUCUCCUCCAUCAGUAAGAAGCUGGGCGAGAUGUGGCAGCAGCUGCCGGAGAAGGAGAAGAUGAUCUGGAGGAGCAAGAGGCUGACUCUGGAGCACAAGCAGAAGAAAGCAGCCGCCACGACAGUCAAGAGAAAGGUGACAGCCCUGUCCCCGUUACGAGGCGGUGCUGUCAGCCCUGAGCCUGUCAUGAGCCCAGUAAAGACUCCUGUACCCGGCACCAACCCCAUUGACGUGGCCGCUCACCUCAAACUCCUGGGGGAGUCUCUCAGCCUGGUUGGGCAGAGACUGCACGAGACGGAGGGCCACAUCGCCAUCCAUGGCGGCCUGUCUGUCCUGCUGGACUCCAUGGUCUGCGCGCUCGGACCGCUGCUCUCCCUGACACGACAGGUUCCCGAGAUGAACGGAUGUCCGCAGGAGGUCCACGAGAGAACGCUCGACAACGUGGCCUACAUCAUGCCUGGACUUUAAUGAUGACCAUCACAUGGAUGAAGAUCACAUGUGCAUAAUUCAUGUAUACGAUGUGUCACAAAGUGGUUUAUAGUACCGGUAUGUAGCACAGUUACUGUGUGGAUACUGGCCCGAGCCUGCAUCUGGUCAGGAGUUGAAAUCCUGCUUGAACGUUAUGUACGUUAGAGUUGCAGUCAUUGGGAGAGACAUCAUAAGACAAUUAUAACUGAAUGAGUACAGUCUCACAUAUUGUAGUUGUGCUAUGUAUACCCGGUAGUACAGGACCCUGCCCACUGUAUCUGGACCAGAAGGCUGUGAGUCAUUAUGUUGUAUCAAACAUAUAUAGUUUAUUAUGCAGUGGUUAGCAAUCCAGCUCAUGAACUACCAGGUCCAUUGCUUUUUACCCCGUUGGUAUUCUAUACGCUUAAAGAGUGUCAGUAUUUGGGACAGGACAUUAUGUUAUCUAAUGAGUGAGGUCUAAUGUUCAUUAAACUUGUCAACAACAGCCAUGGCAUGUCUAUGGUACCUACAUGUAGAACUUGUAAAUACUGUACAGAACAGCUGUCCUUUUCCUUUCAACCAGUGGACCAGAUAACUGCCUGUGAACUAAGACUAGAUUAUCUAUCCUUUCCUUCUACACCUUCAACAAAUCUGUAUUGGAAUUAGACACUUCACAAAAGCACAACAGGGGUAAUUCCUCAGUCAUUAUCUCAAUAUAUAUGUAUAAGAAAACACUUGAAACAUUGAUUGAGACAAGAGUUCCCAGAACUCAUUUAUUAAGAGAACCUUCAUAAUAGCAAACCAUGCAUUGCAGUGCAAAAAUUCAACACAACUUUAGUCAAUAUGAUAACUCUAUUCAGUAUCUAAGCUUGCUCGUAUUAUAAAUUGCAUAUUCCUUCUGUUCUAAUGUCUUACAUUGUCUUCUUGAAGAGUGACUUAAGUAACAUGAAUGUCAUCUCUGCAUCCUGUUUCUAAGGCAAUGAAUAGAGAAGAUAGCCCUGAAUUACAAUAAAAGCAACAACAAAGAUGUAACUUCCGUGUGCUUUGGUCUCAUUCCUCACAUCAAUUUAUACUAAUCAAUGAGUUGCAAACAUCUUUAAAUAAGAUUGCCAGGCCAAAUCAUUAUAAAUACACAAAAAUCACAUUGAGUAUUUGUGGUUUUAGAGCCCUUAAGUUCAAUAUUGGAUGGCAAACAGUGACUUCUUAGAAAGACUGGACUAUUGUGUGACAGAUAACACUACAUGCUUCUUUGUUUUGGUUGGAAAUGAGC